Messenger RNA from Protomyces lactucae-debilis, 1376 nucleotides. RefSeq lists its product as uncharacterized. The record is from RefSeq and is a predicted model, not a curated record. Gene Ontology annotation, biological process: ubiquitin-dependent protein catabolic process. The coding region runs from base 151 to 1296 and encodes 381 amino acids. NCBI's taxonomy places the organism in Eukaryota, Fungi, Ascomycota, Taphrinomycetes, Taphrinales, Protomycetaceae. Gene Ontology annotation, cellular component: cytosol; proteasome regulatory particle, lid subcomplex; nucleus. The transcript has a single exon. Gene Ontology annotation, molecular function: structural molecule activity.
GCUUCUUGUCGCUCUUUCUCAAUGCCGGAAGACGCGUACACCACGACCACUACUUCUGCUUCUGCUUCUACCUCUAUUUCUACUUCUAUAGCGGAGAGAAGAGGACCAGGAAGAAGGAGAAGGCUGCACAGAAUAGAGCUUUGAGCAGUCAUGGAUCCAGACAUACAGCAUGCUCUCCAAGAACUCGCAGAGAAUUCUGGCGAAGAGCUGCAGGUCUACUACAUACAGUUUGAGGAGUUAUACGAGCGUAAGCUAUGGAAGCAGCUUGCCGACUUGGUACAAGAGUUCUAUAAUCACGACGAGUCCCACCACAUGCGUCUGAAGCUCUACCGGAACUUCGUUCUCCACUUCGCAAAGCACAUCAACCAGCUCAAGCUUGUCUCCUUUGGUAUUGCUGCAGCAGCAGAGCUAGAGGACCGCAAGGAGGCUCUUCAAUUCAUGGAAGAACUUGCCAGUCAAAUCAAGCGGCCUGAUCACAAUGACGCGUACGUCUAUGCGACCAUCGAGGCAGCUCGAUUGCAGCUCGCUCUCGGCGACAUCGAAGGUGCAAAGAAGGCGACGGAAGAGGCAGGCGGCGUGAUUGACUCAUUCGACUCGGUUGACCCGCUGAUCCACGCAGCCUACUACCGAGUGAGCGCAGAUUACCACAAGGCCAAGGCGGAGUACACCCCUUACUACCGACAGGCACUCCUCUACCUUGCCUGCGUCAAGAUGGACGACCUGCCAAAAGCAGAGGCACAAGAACGUGCAUUCGAUUUGAGCAUUGCAGCGCUCCUAGGCACAGACAUUUACAACUUUGGCGAACUUUUGCUGCAUCCAGUCCUCCAGACAUUAGCAGGCACAGAGCAUGCCUGGCUACGCGACUUUCUCGCUGCUUUGAAUGCUGGUGAUUUGAGCAGCUUUGAACAGUUGCUUCCAAAAGUCGCCAAGCUUCCCCUUCUACAACAGUCUUUGCCCUUCCUACGACAAAAGAUUUGCCUUAUGACAUUGAUCGAGGCAGUCUUCAAGCGGCCAACGCAUGACCGUGUACUGACGUUUGCCACAAUCGCUUCAGAAACGAGAUUGCCGGUAUAUGAGGUGGAACAUCUGCUCAUGAAGGCGCUCGCACUCAAGCUGAUUCAGGGAUCCAUUGAUCAAGUCGAUAGCACUGUUUCCAUCAGCUGGGUACAGCCUCGCGUCUUGGAUCUGCGGCAGAUUGGUGACAUGAAGGACAGGCUGCAGAGUUGGAGCACACAUGUGCAGAAGUUGGAAUCCUCAAUGCAGAACGAGACGCGCUCCUUCAUCGAGGCAGCCUGAUGAUGUUCCAUGUUUAUCUACGUAGCUCUGAGACUAGGAAGACUGACUCCGAAGACUCGAGACCGUCGUCGAGGUGCAAU